Molecule: messenger RNA, 1008 nt
Organism: Cuscuta europaea
Lineage: Eukaryota; Viridiplantae; Streptophyta; Magnoliopsida; Solanales; Convolvulaceae
Source: the annotation of a GenBank genome assembly
GAGGCAUCAAGAAUGGGAAGGGGUAGGGUUGAGCUGAAGAGAAUAGAAAACAAGAUCAAUAGGCAAGUGACCUUUGCUAAGAGAAGGAAUGGUCUGCUGAAAAAAGCUUAUGAACUCUCUGUUCUUUGUGAUGCUGAGGUUGCUCUCAUCAUCUUCUCCAAUAGGGGAAAGCUCUACGAGUUCUGCAGUAGCUCUAGCAUGCUCAAGACAUUAGAGAGGUACCAGAAGUGUAACUAUGGAGUUCCAGAAACAAAUAUAUCGUCAAGGGAGGCUCUGGAGAUUAGUAGUCAGCAUGAGUAUCUAAAACUGAAAGCAAGAUAUGAAGCUUUGCAGAGAUCACAAAGGAAUCUUCUAGGGGAAGAUCUUGGCCCUUUGAACAGCAAGGAUCUUGAAUCUCUUGAGAGGCAGCUUGAUAUGUCACUGAAGCAUAUCAGAUCAACUAGGACUCAAUUGAUGUUAGAUCAACUAACAGAACUGCAGAGAAAGGAACAUGCCCUAAAUGAAGCAAACAAGAGCUUGAAACAAAGGUUGAUGGAAGGAAACCAGCUAAAUAUGCAUUGGAAUCCAAAUGCAGCACAAGAAAUGGGAGGGUAUGGACGCCAAACAACACAUGCUCCACAUGGUGACAUCUUUUUUCAUCCCCUGGAGUGUGAGCCAACUCUACAGAUUGGGUACCCAACUGAUCCAGUAACAGUAGGAGCAGCAGGUCCUACUUUGAAUAACUAUAUGCCUGGGUGGUUUCCAUGAAUGUAUGAAUAUAUUUAUAUAUAAUGCUGCUUCAUGUGAGGUUUCAUAUCGACCGGAAGCUUCUGAAAAAUCAAUGGAAUGUGCCCUUUUGUAAGUUUGACGAUAAAAAGGGCACAAGUGUCUUUCUGCAUCUCUGCACAACUGUGUUGUAAAAAUGUGCCUUUUGGUUCCCUGCUUUAAUGUUUGAUAAGUUGAAUGUGAGUUUAAUGCACGGGAUGCUUACUUUUGUUUGAAUAUUCCAAUUCCCCAAAAUCUGUUAGG